AUGAGCUUGUCAGAAACGAACAUAAGAAAAUUUAACCAGCUGCAAGAUAUCUGCAUUGAAAGAUUUGUAACUCGGGAACAAAAGAUACUAACGACAUUAAACUUUUGUAUAACUGCUCUCGAAAAGUUGGAGGGUUGGGCGGUGUUUGCCAUUUUCCCAACAGACGAACUUGAUGGCGAGAAAUAUUUACUAUUUGUUGAAGAAAGGUUUUCAUGUGUAUCAGCCCAAUUAAACAAUUUCAAAAAUAUUAUCAACGUAAAACCAGAUGGACUCAAAAAUAAAAAACAAAAUGAGAAGAACGCCAACAGCGAGAGCAAAGAAGCCAACAAAGGAGUUACCAUGUUGCCAUUGAAGGAAAAGGUCUCAGAAAUAUCGCAACGUUACCUGCGCGAUGGAUACCAACUGAAAUCUGCCAUCAUCGAAAAACUGCAGCAGUGUCGACAGCAGCUGAACACUUUGUUUCACUGGUGUUUCGCUACUUUGCGUGACCUAGACAUAAUUUUAGACGAACCAAUGAUUGAUGAAUUGUUCUUUUUGGUUAAAAGUAAGGCUUCGAGGAUAUCAUCGACGAUUCAGGUGUAUGAAGAGGCCGCCAAUGAAAUUAAAAUGAAUAUGUCAGAACCUGCUCAAACAAGUUCCCGAUCACGAAGUUCGCUAGAGCAUUCUAAAACAUUUGGAAGCAGUAGCAAGCUUGACAACAGAAGUUCCUCAACAGAUAUAGAUUUAACCAAAAGUUAUCCAGUCAACAUGUUGAAAACUAAAACAAAAUUAUCUUCAAUUAAGAAACAGCCUAGCUCUGUUUCACCGAGUUCGUUAACGUUGAUGAAUUCGAGCGAUUCUUCGACGUUAUCGAAUUGUGAAAUUUAUAAUUUUGGUUCUGAAGGCGAUGGCUCAAAAUUUUCAAGCAGUGGAAGCACGCCUGAACCACCUUUCUCACCCAGACCAGAAAAUUUAAUUAAUCAUCCAAAAAUCAACAAAGACCAACAGUUGAAAAGUAAUUUUAAAAAUGACAGUUGUGGGCAGCUAAAUAAUUUGUAA
This is a messenger RNA of Helobdella robusta, 1038 nucleotides long. RefSeq lists its product as hypothetical. NCBI's taxonomy places the organism in Eukaryota, Metazoa, Annelida, Clitellata, Rhynchobdellida, Glossiphoniidae. The transcript is spliced from 3 exons. The record is from RefSeq and is a predicted model, not a curated record. The coding region runs from base 1 to 1038 and encodes 345 amino acids.